Molecule: messenger RNA, 507 nt
Organism: Camellia sinensis
Lineage: Eukaryota; Viridiplantae; Streptophyta; Magnoliopsida; Ericales; Theaceae
Source: RefSeq, a predicted model, not a curated record
AUGGUAUGGCCUACUCAUCAUUGCAGCAUUCGGCAUAUACCGGCAAAGGUUGGAGCUGCUAUUGUUCAAGCAGCUGCUGCUGAAGAACUAGCAGAAGGACAUAGUGAUGUGGAAGCUCGAGAGCUCACGCGGAUGUCAAAAUCCUUUCUGGUAAUAGGGUUUGAGAUAUGUAGGCAAUUAGCUUCUAAGGGAAUCAUAGUGGUGUUGACUGCUAGAGAUGAGAAGAAGGGUUUUGAAGCCCUUGAGAAACUCAAAAGUGAUGGCCUCUCUGAUCAUGUGGUGUUCUGUCAACUUGAUGUUGUGGACCCAUCUAGUGUUUCUUCCCUUGCUGAGUUUGUCAAGUCCAAAUUUGGAAGGCUUGAUAUCUUGGUGAACAAUGCUGGGAUUCUUGGAGCCAAGAUGGAUUGGGAUUCUUUGCAGUCAUCAAAGGGUAGUACGGAAGAAGUCGUGAGCUCAUUUAAAAAAAUAACGACUCAAAGCUACGAGUUGGGUAAUGAAUCGAUUUAG